AUGAACAACGCUUGUGUCGAAGAACAUAAUGCUUUCUUUGAAAGACAUGAUAAAGCAAUGAAGAACCAUCUGAAGCCCUUUUUUAUCAGGGAAAAAGUGGAGAAUGUAGGGAUCAACAAAAUUUUGGUAGAUGGUGGUGCGACGGUAAACCUGAUGCCACAUUUUAUGUUGAAGAAAAUUGGAAAAUUCGACACAGAUAUCAAACCUCAUAACAUGGUGUUGUCGAAUUACGAAGGAAAAAUUGGCCACACCUUGGGAGUGAUCCAGGUAGACCUAACAGUUGGUACUAUCACUAGGCCAACCAUGUUUAUGGUCAUUGCGUCAAAGGAUGAUUACAACAUGCUUUUGGGUCGUGAAUGGAUACACGGCAUUUGGGCAGUACCAUCUUCGCUCCACCAAAGAAUCUUUAUAUGGAGGAAAAAUGGUAUAGUAGAAAAUAUCGAGGUUGACCAAGGUUACUUUAUGGCCGAGGUUAAUCAUGUGGAUAAGCGUCAUUUCGAUAAAAACCUGGAAAAUAUUGCUCCAUGCAGUCCUGUUAGGUUUACAUUUGCGCCUACUGAUACAACACUUUAA
Molecule: messenger RNA, 573 nt
Organism: Lathyrus oleraceus (garden pea)
Lineage: Eukaryota; Viridiplantae; Streptophyta; Magnoliopsida; Fabales; Fabaceae
Exons: 1
Coding region: 1-573 (190 amino acids)
Source: RefSeq, a predicted model, not a curated record